AGCAAUUUUACCCACACGCGCGUCUGUUUGAGGUUGGAUAUUUUACGGAACAUUUCCGCUUGUCAUCGGGGAUAUUGUAUUUCAAAGAUCUUAUCUAAUUCAAAAUUUAUAACCCGUUACAUGAAUUCAAAUCUUCAUUUCACCGCCAACAUGCAUCGAGGUAACUUCGCGUGGCUGUUUCUGGUCAUACUCGUCUCUGAUGGUCUCCAACUUAUGAUUUGUGUUCCAGUGGACACAGAUGAAAAACAAGAGAACUAUUCAAAAAAGAGCGCCUUGCCGUUUGCCCGGCAGUAUGAAGAGGCACGUGAAGGAGACCCUGGCUCCUACCAAGAUGAUUCUGAAGUCCCAGACAGAAUGUACAAAAGAAUUUUCUACACCCACGGUCUCGUAUACAAUCAAAGUCCAGAAAAUCAAAGAACCGAAUCAAAGCCUAUGGACGAAAAGAAACCUCUUCCAGCACGAUUUCGAGAAUUCCAAGCCAGUGAUGCCGAACAAAAGUUGAAGACACUGAUAGCUCUAAGAGAUCGUGCGAAGUCAAUCCAUGAAGAUCUUGCCCAUUCAGUAUUAGAACAAGAAGCACUGAUGGAAAAUCGUCGGGAACAGCAGCGCAAAGCUCCCGAAGGGGAUAAGAUCCUGGAAGGAUGGUAAAGAGGAGAAAUUCAUACAUGGGAUGGUGGUUAGCGUCUAGAGUAGAUAUAAAAGAACAUAAGGACACGAUAGCAACUUCACGCUGCUAAGAAUAACUGGAUAAAUUUAAACUGUUUUUGUUUCAUUUUUUGCGAUGCAUUAUACUUUAUUUUUUUUAUAUAAAUAUAUAAAUGUCCUUGGGUUUGUAGUUUUAUUUCUUUUGUCACCCUUUUACCGAGCAAAAUGUUCAACUUUGAAGCGAAGGAUUUUUUUUUUUUAAAUAUGUUCUGGUUUAAAACUGAGUUAGUUAUUUUCCGUAACAGCCUUGUCAACGUAAUACCUUUUUCAAGAUUGUUCAUAUUUUAUAUACAAGAAUCAAAUAGAAACACCAUUUAGCGUGUACUUUUACCAGGGGUCCCAGAACCACGUCUAUUUAGGCAUUAAAUAAGCUUUAAUCUCAUAAUAUUUAAUCUCAAGACUAAAUGAUAUUAUUCUGUGGCAUUAGUACUAUUAUAUUGUAAUUAGUGUUAUGCGAAUCACUUUGUGUUAAUAAAGAAACCUGUGUAACCUCGAAA
Messenger RNA from Pocillopora verrucosa, 1202 nucleotides. RefSeq lists its product as uncharacterized. Lineage: Eukaryota; Metazoa; Cnidaria; Anthozoa; Scleractinia; Pocilloporidae. The record is from RefSeq and is a predicted model, not a curated record.